Molecule: messenger RNA, 1419 nt
Organism: Amphibalanus amphitrite
Lineage: Eukaryota; Metazoa; Arthropoda; Thecostraca; Balanomorpha; Balanidae
Product: prostaglandin reductase 1-like
Exons: 2
Coding region: 161-1198 (345 amino acids)
Biological process (GO): prostaglandin metabolic process
Cellular component (GO): cytoplasm
Molecular function (GO): 2-alkenal reductase [NAD(P)H] activity; 15-oxoprostaglandin 13-reductase [NAD(P)+] activity
Source: RefSeq, a predicted model, not a curated record
UCAGCAGGUAAGGACGCGGCUGAGGAGCCGCGGGGCGAAGGCCACUACUCGGCGCCGCGCGCCACCCGGACUCUCACUCCUGAAUCUACUCUGGGAGGCGGCGGCCGCUCUGCAGACCUGGUGUCAGUGACCGUCGAAUCCCCGACUUAUACAGGUCACCAUGAAGGCCGAGAAAUUCACUCUGGUGCGCCACUUUGAUGGCUUCCCCAAGACGACCGACUUCAAGCUGGAGUCGGAGGAGCUCCCGCCGCUGAAGGACGGCGAGGUCCUCUGCGAGGCAGAGUUCCUCAGUGUCGACCCCUACAUGCGGGGCUACGUGAGGAGCAUGACUCCGCCAGUUACCAUGAUCGGAAGCCAGAUCGCCAAGGUCAUCGACAGUAAGAACAAAGAGUUCCCGAAAGGCUCCUACGUGUUCGGACAGAUGGGCUGGCGAUCGCUGAGCGUUGUCGAUCUGGGCACUAAAUCGUUUGACAAGAACGCUCCCGAAUCGUUCCGCCGCAGCAAGGUUGCAAUUCUGGAGCUUCUGCCCGACCUGGGCGAUCUGCCACGCUCCUACGGCCUGGGUGUGUGCGGCAUGCCGGGAACCACCGCCUACUUCGGCUUCCUGGAGCUGUGCCAGCCCAAGGAGGGCGAGACGGUGGUGGUGACGGGCGCGGCCGGCGCCGUCGGCAGCCUGGUCGGACAGAUCGCCAAGAUCAAGGGAUGUCGCGUCAUCGGCUUCGCCGGAACCGACGACAAGUGCGCGUGGCUUCGUCAGAUCGGCUUCGAUGUUGCCAUCAACUAUAAGACGUGCGCCGACAUCGACGCUGCUCUGAAGGAGGCUGCACCCAAGGGGAUCGACUGUUACUUCGACAACGUGGGCGGCAUGCUCAGCCACCGCAUUCGGCAGCAGAUGAACCUGUUUGGGCGCAUUUCCGUAUGCGGUUCCAUCUCCAGCUACAACAACAAGACGGGUGAGGUUUCUCAGGUGCCUGUGCCGGAGUCGACAACAGUCUCCAAGCAGCUCAGGAUUGAGGGCUUCAAUGUCACUCGUUGGUGGCACCGAAAGAAUGAAGCGAUCAUGCAGAUGGCCACCUGGGUUCGUGAAGGGAAGAUCAAGGUGCAGGAGCAUGUCACCCAGGGAUUCCACAAGAUGCCACAGGCCUUCAUCGGCAUGCUGAAGGGAGAUAACACCGGCAAGGCAAUCGUCAAGGCUUGAGUAAACAUCCAUAUCGAAGCCGGCAAAUGAGAAUACUCUGCGUUGUGAAAUACAAAAGCAUACGAUAGGUGUGCUUCAAUUUGAGAUGCGAGGCAUUUCACCAUCCUCAUCAGUCAUGCAUGCAGUUAUGCGUCAAAGGACAAUAGUGGUGCUGAAAUCUGGGCACAAUUUGUGUCAGGUAUUGUGAACAAACCUAUAAAAUAUAUGCACUGGUACAAAUA